Chilo suppressalis (striped riceborer) is the source of this 943-nucleotide messenger RNA. The record is from the annotation of a GenBank genome assembly. NCBI's taxonomy places the organism in Eukaryota, Metazoa, Arthropoda, Insecta, Lepidoptera, Crambidae.
ACUGUCUUUUGUGAACUACACUAGAGGUUUUGUUAUCAAAUUUUAAUGUGAAUAAUCAAAAACUUACGUGUUACUCGCGUUCAAUUGAGUCAACAAAUAUUAAUCUAGUUGAAAAGUUCUCGGGCUUUCAAAUUAUAUUGAUAUGGCGGAAAUGGGUGAGAAAUAUAAUACUAAAUGUCCUGGUGUAAAGCGGCUCAUGCGAGAAGCAUUGGAGUUGGCAGAAGCAACAGAAGAAUAUUGUGCGAGGCCCUUAGAUGAUAAUCUUUUCGAAUGGCACUUUACUGUCCAAGGCCCUAAAGGUACAGACUUCGAAGGAGGCAUAUACCAUGGUAGGAUAUUAUUACCAAAAGAAUACCCUAUGCAUCCACCUCAUAUUAUUCUCCUGACACCUAAUGGCAGAUUUGAAGUGAAUAAAAAGAUAUGUCUUUCGAUUUCUGGACACCACCCAGAGACAUGGCAACCAUCAUGGUCAAUUAGGACUGCUCUAUUAGCAUUGAUUGCAUUCAUGCCAACUCCAUCUGAAGGAACCAUUGGAUCGUUGGAUUAUUCACCUGCAGAGCGUAAAGUAUUGGCUAAGAAAUCAAAGAACUGGAAUUGCACACAAUGUGGAGAAAUUUCAACAUUGUUGUCUUUAACAGCUGCUAAGCCUAUAACUGACGAGGAAAAGUCUGUAUUAAACCAAAUAGCAUUCAAAGGUGAAGAAGAGCAAACUGCGAAACCCCCUGAAGAACCUGUACAAGAAGUAGAGCCUCAGGUUUUGGAAUCAGUGGACUCCAGUACCAGCUUUUUGGAUCACUUGAUGGAAAUACUAGUUGCGUUGCUUGUUGGAGCCAUAGGAAUCUUUAUAUACAGACGCUGGAGUGCCCACUACUCUUCAGCAGAAACAGAAUUGUAAUUAAUCCAUAUUGAGAUUAAAAUAAUAAUUAUUAAAUACCUACAUGUG